Stomoxys calcitrans (stable fly) is the source of this 625-nucleotide messenger RNA. It is a transcript of the gene LSm1, whose product is annotated as U6 snRNA-associated Sm-like protein LSm1. Gene Ontology annotation, biological process: deadenylation-dependent decapping of nuclear-transcribed mRNA. Gene Ontology annotation, molecular function: RNA cap binding. Bases 102 to 515 code for a protein of 137 amino acids. NCBI's taxonomy places the organism in Eukaryota, Metazoa, Arthropoda, Insecta, Diptera, Muscidae. The transcript is spliced from 3 exons. The record is from RefSeq and is a predicted model, not a curated record. Gene Ontology annotation, cellular component: Lsm1-7-Pat1 complex; P-body.
GUUUUGAUUCGUUUUGUCUAUGCUCCAUUUAACUUUAUGACCCGUAUACACUACACCUAAGUUUUUUACAUUUACCUUUCACACAGAUUACCAAUUAGACUAUGGAUGAUUUAAAUCCCCUGGCCGGCACUGCUCAUUUACUGGAAGAAGUUGAUAAAAAAUUAAUGGUGCUGCUCCGGGACGGAAGAACACUUAUUGGAUAUUUACGUUCGGUGGAUCAAUUUGCAAAUUUAGUUUUGCACCGCACCAUAGAGCGCAUUCAUGUUGGCAAUGAGUACGGUGAUAUACCGCGUGGAGUUUUUAUUAUACGAGGAGAGAAUGUUGUGCUAUUGGGGGAAAUCGAUCGUGAAAAAGAAUCGAAACUACCCUUGAAAGAGAUUUCUGUGGAUGAUAUUCUGGAUGCUCAACGACGUGAACAGGAACAACGACAAGAAAAACAUCGUCUUAUAUCAAAGGCUUUAAAAGAACGCGGCUUAGCAGUUAAUACCGAUAUAAUUAAUGAAGACUUUUGUUAGUCAUAUUAGAAGCUAUCGUUUUUUGUAUCAAUAAAAAGUUUAAGUGUACAAUGUCAAAAAUAUAAGAACAAAUGUGAUUCUAAAUGCUCUCGCUCUCUCUAUGUACCCAA